This is a messenger RNA of Paramecium sonneborni, 1516 nucleotides long. The record is from the annotation of a GenBank genome assembly. NCBI's taxonomy places the organism in Eukaryota, Ciliophora, Oligohymenophorea, Peniculida, Parameciidae.
AUGAAAAUAAAUAUAAGUGAUUCAAAACAUUAAUUAAUAAUAUCUAUUAUAGAUUAGCGUUUUUUUCAGAUAGAAAAUAAGAUUAAAGAAGUCCCUAAAGAACUGAUAAGUUUUAGAGAGUUUCCUUAUAGUGUGACAGACAAAAAGACUGAAAUUAAUUAUGUAGUAAAUAAAAUUGAAGGAGGUGUUUCAUUUAGGUAAAAAUCCUUAAUCACAUAGUUUUUAAAAAGCUUAAUUAAUUGAUUAUGAUGCUUUUUUAUUGAUAGAUUCUUUAAAAUCGAAGAUUGAAAAACACUUAUAAAUGAUGGUUAGAAUGUUUUUGAGAGAAGGGGAACAUAAAGAAAUAGUAAUUUAAAAAAUGAGUUAUUCUCCUACAGAUUUAGAGUUCAGCAUAUAAUUUGGAAAUAUGAUGAAUUGUUAAUUUUAUCUUAGCAAUAUUAUUGGUAAUUGUUUAAUGAAGAAGGAUGAGGAUGUUAUUCACAUAUAUUUGAUUAUGAGUGAACUAUUAGAUGGAUCAUCUAAUUCUAAGUUUCUAAAGGCAUCACCCCUUAAUCUUAAUUUAUUAGUUUAAUAGAAAAAUAUUUGGACUAUAAGUGAAAUAUUAUACAACACUUUUCUUCCUUCAUAAAUUAUAUAGUAUAUGCUGGUUGAAUACCAUAAAGCCUCAAAUUUUCUAAUCAAUCAUUAAUUUUUUGAUUUCCUUCCUACUAAAGAAUUAGGCAUCUUUUCAUUCAGAUUAGUUAAUAAUAAUUCAAAUCUACAUUUAAAUAUAUCCCUUUCCUCUUAGAUUAUCAAUAAUAAACUUUAAAUUCAUUUAAGAGAACCUAUUCAGUAUUCAAUGCUUAUGGGACAUUAAAAGUUGGAUUUCAAUAAAUUUAUUGAUGAUAUGAAAUUAAGAAGAUUUUAAGAAUUUGAAAGAAUAAAUGAUUUUUGGGAAUAUAUAUAAAGUUUUUUUAUUACUACUCUAGCUUAUACUUUUUUUUACGAUACUAAAUUGUUGUAAUUAUAAAUUUUUCAGAAAUUGAAACAUUAAUAUUUUUUUACAAAAGCCAUCAUUCCUAUCAUAUCAAAUAUUUACCAACUUAAAUAAAAUGUGUUAUAAUAUAUAAAAAAGGAUUCUCAUUAUUAAAGAUAAGUAAACUAGAUUAUUCAAAAUUUAAUUGAUAAAUAUUUACACAUUUACUUUAUAAGAUUAAUUGAUGAAGUCCCAAUUCUAUCGUUACUGCUAAGAAUUUAUUUAGAAAAGAUAGAUGAUUAAAUUGGAAAAUUUAGAAACACUAAUAUAUCAUUUGAUCAUGAAAUCAAUAUUUUAGUUAGUAAAUGUUAGAAUAUCUUAAUUGAAUUAAUUCCUAGUGAAACAUUUGCAUUUUCUUUAAAAAUACAAUAAUAAGUUGGAUAAUUAGAAUAUCAAUUUUCGAAAUAAUUUAUUAUGAAAAAAUACUUAGCUUAAGAAAAAUUAUGGUCAAUUUUUGAAUUUCCUCGUUCAGAAGAAAUUAUAAUUUUGAAUAGUUUUUGA